Messenger RNA from Apiotrichum porosum, 294 nucleotides. RefSeq lists its product as uncharacterized. The coding region runs from base 1 to 294 and encodes 97 amino acids. The record is from RefSeq and is a predicted model, not a curated record. Lineage: Eukaryota; Fungi; Basidiomycota; Tremellomycetes; Trichosporonales; Trichosporonaceae. The transcript has a single exon.
AUGCUUUCCAAGCGUGCUGUCGGCCCAACCCAAUCUUCAGACCCUUUGGCCGUGUGCCCAUUGUUAGAGACCAGCGGAACCCGGUUUGUCAGACUAGCGCCUGCCAAUGACCCGAGUGUCGCGUUGGUGAUACGACCAGCUCCAGCGAGACCGCUUCAGAUUGGCGGAGAGGACAAGCUGUAUAGAGCCCGUGAUGUAGGAGCACGAUUGGGUCCGGAUACCGGUACACACUUCGAGACGUGGAAGGCUUCCAAGAAGACAGGUGCUUGUUCGCAGCUUGGCCUAUACAUUUAG